CUCACAGCUGCUGCCGCUGCUGCAAAGCAGAACCUAAGAGCUGUGUCUGAGCCUGGAGUGGGGGGAUAGGGGAACGAGCUGCGGAGGGGAGGACCUUGGAUAGAUGGUACAAUGGCCCGUUACCAUAGUGGUGGGGGGCAGGACUAUUUCACCAGGUCCGACAGCAGCGACUCGUCAGCCAGGAUGAUGCCUCCCGAGGAAGGAGGUUGCAAAGAACCGGAGAAGAACCCCCAGAGGGCAGGAGGGAGCGGGACAAAGGGGCUGUGGAUCGCCGGAGUGUUGGUUCCUGUCCUUUUGUUGCAGGGUGCCUGUACAGCCGGUCUCUUUUGGUAUUUCUCCCGGUCAAUAUCGGAGGCAAAAACCCAGGGCAUACUGGAAGAACUAAAAUGCCUUGAGAUCCUUAACAAUCUGAAUGGAGAUGAGGCGUUCAUUCCUAAAAAUCCAGAGGAAAUGAUCUACUGGGAAGCCUGCACAAAAUUGGCAGAGAACAUCAAGUCAUACAUCACCACGGAGGCAGAGGCUGUUGUUGGACAGCACGUGUUGAAAGCCAGGUUUGCAAGGAUGAAUGUAACAGAGACUCAAAUGUACCGUGAUCCAGGAAACAGACCUUCAGCUCAUCUCACUCUUCGAGAACCAGACCCCCAAGGACACAGCAGCCAUCAUCACCCUUAUUCACUGAGUGACCUGCAUCAGUCAUGCCGUCAUCCCAUUCGUUCCUGGGACAGAAGCAGCAUGUGGUCACACUUACAAAACCUGACGUACCAUGAUGGCAGGCUGAAGAUCCCAAAGGAAGGCAAAUACUUCAUCUACUCCCAGAUCUACUUCAGGUAUCCAGUCCAGCCUGGAGACAACUCGCAUGCCAGCACUCACCAGCUAGUGCAGUGUGUCCACAAGAAGACAUCCUACGUAAAGCCCAUUCUCCUGUUGAAGGGUGUAGGAACCAGGUGCUGGGCACCUAAUGCUGAGUAUGGCCUGCAUUCUGUGUACCAGGGAGGCCUCUUUGACCUAAAACCAGGAGAUGAAAUCUUUGUGACUGUCUCAUCACCAUCGUUGGUGUAUGCUAAUGAGGCCUCCAGCUAUUUUGGAGUUUUCAAGCUUGAAAUAUGAGUAACAGAACAAAUGCACUAACAUAAGUUUUAAAUGGCAAUGGUGCCAUUUAAUCUGUGGAUUUAGAAUUAAUAGGUGUGUUGGGGUUGACUUUUUACUGUUAUGACUAACAAUCAGAGGUAUUAAUAUGAAUGAAGCAACUUGCUACCUGUAUGAACGUUUAUCAAGGGGCCAAUAGCUGUCUCUAAGCAUUAAACAGAAAGUUGGAGGGAAUUGAACCUGGUCUGCCAAAUGUGCAGCUCCAUCUUGAAUAACAGCUGAUAGGGUAUGCCUUUUCUCAUAUUAUGUGGGAAUACAGGGCUGAAACACUUGUUUGCCUACUAGAAUUAUGUUAGUAAAGCUGAAAGUGCUGUGAUGUAAUAAGUUUUUCUUUUUUUUUAAUUAACCUACCGAUUGAAAGGGCUUCUGUACAUAAGGAAGAGGGAAAUAUUUCAACUCUCUUGCCAAAGGUGAGCAUGUAGUAAACAUUCAGGUUUUAGCCUGAAAUGGCUGAAACUGUUUUCUGUUUUUUUCUCCUUUGGCAUUGUGCCAUGGAAUGCAGCAGCUAGGCAGUUCUUAAGAAAUUAAAAUUUGAAACGAGAGGAACUGGUGCAUGUUAACAAAGAACAGCACUGCAGGUUACCUAGGCAACACAGGGCUUUCAGUUAAUUUAUAAUCUGAUUGACAAAUGGCAUGAUGACCUAUAUUUUAUUUCAUCUGAGCUGGAAAUGCAUCCCCAAUUUUGUUGUUGAAAGAUGGCUGUAUUAACUGUGAGGCUGUUCAAAGGAACCCUCACUCUAGCAGUGUUGCAUUUAGAAAGGGCAAGGACGGUAUGCUGGAGUAACUCCUACAAUGCUGGAUGGAACAGCUGUAUGCCAGUGUCUGAAAGUGAAACGGGGGGGUGCUUUUAGUAAGGGGUAAUUGCAAAUCAAGCUGCCUUAACAACUCAUACUGCAAGGUCUUUAGGAUUUUUUUGGGGGAGGGGUUGAAAAAAAUAAUUAUUUUAAUUACUCGUAAGUCAAAUAGUAUGCAAAUAAGUAAUGAAAGAGGUUAGCUUGGGUUAGUGAUAGAUGGUACCUGUAAUUGCCAUUUACUCACAAAAAAUGUAGCACUUUUUACUCCUGCACUUGGGAAUGUGCAUGUGAAUUUUUAUUGUAGCUUUUUUGUUAGUCAUUUUCACCCUCAGUUAUGUAAAUGAAUUUGUAACCACUGCCGUAGGAAGAGGUUUGAACAAAUAUUUUUAUAGGUUUUAUGAUGACUGUAAAUGUAUACCUUCCCUGUAGGGGAAAUUAAUUUCUUUUUUCCUGUGUAGGAAAUUGAUGUAGCAGUUUUGUCUUUUUGUGCAGAUCUUAAUGCUUUUUAGACUUUUUAUGCUGGAUUGCACCAGCGAUUGUAAAGCAAGGCUAAGAACUGGUGCUUCGUUAUUCCUUCUCUUUUCUGAGAUGCCUGCCUGCCUGCCUGUCUUGGCCGGUCUUUGCCAAAUGGAGAUGGAUUUGACUUUGUACACGUUAACACUUCAUAGUGAAUUACACCAAGACUAAACACUACAUAAAUAUGGCAUAAUGUAGUUACAGAACUGUGAGCAUGAAAAUCUCAUCAGGCCAACUCAGAGAUUAAGUAGACAGUAGUUUGUACACAGACUUCUCAUUGCUACAAGGAACAUUUUGAUGGAGUCAAUUUUAUAGGUUCAUUGUGAUAGAUGUUUUUUUCCCAAAAAUUAUCUGCCAGUAGUAGGCAAUAACACUUCAGAAAAUCAAGUAGCAUCAUGCUAAAACUGCCCAGAUUUUAUGUCACACAUAAACUCUUAUGUAUCCAGCAAAUUGCUUGAGAUGCUGUGAAAAGCUGAUCUUGGAACACAUAAAUAGUACCGAGUACCUGAAGCAAUGUAACAGCCUUAAAGCAAUAAACAUCUGUGAAGCAUGUUGUUGAGCAGGAAGUGGCAGCUGUUAAAAUAUAGGCUGCCUUGUUACAGAAUAUACCCGUGCUGUAUGGAUUGCAUUUAGUUCAGUGUAUUUAGGUUAGAAAUGUGUAGCUAGAUGUAGUAGUCCAGCUCAGUCUAAGGAAACAUUUUUAAUCAAUGUGAAACUAGAAGAAUGGCAUUUAAUAAUUUAAUUUUGUUUUGGACAGGUCACAGAAUAACAAUGCUGUUCAGUGGCAUAGCACAGCAUGCAAUGGACUUCAUUCUGAUCCAUUUUUAAUUAAGCAGGGUGAAAAAAGAUACUAACGCAACAAAAGUUUUUUAAAGUAAACAUUGUAGACCAAACACAACAGUUAACUGACUAUGAAUGCCCCAGGAGUCUAAGCAGCUGCAAAAUGAAGACACAUAUUCUGUUGGCAUUCGGGUACUAGUUAUUAAAAGUGUAAUUUGAAAUUGAGUGAGCAUGCAUUGGUCAUCUAGUCUGCCCGUUUAAUUUACCCAUUUUCAUCACCCUUUUAAAAAAAUCCUGAAGCCUGUCUCAUGCAUUCCCAAAUUCUAGUACUGAUUUUGACCACACCUCUCAACUGUCCAGAUUUUCACAGAAUGUCCAGAUUUUUUGCCUCAUAUUUUUGGUCUGUUCCUCAUAAAAUUUGUGGUUUUAUGGCAAAUCACUGGGAUGUUCUAAGGACUGAAGUCACCAAAUAAUGAUACAGAUUUGAGUUUUAGACUCCAAAUCCUUCAGAAAAUGUAUGUUAAAACAAACCUGUUUUAACAACACGGUACUUUUCUGUUAACCCCCUACCAGUCUGCGCUGCUGUUUUUGCAGUUUUUUUCAGUAACACUGGCUUCUUCUGAUACAUUUGCUACGGUUGUUGGGACACCGAACAAGAAGGAUUUUGCAUAAAUUGAGAGACAACUCAAAAGAGACAAAAGGGAUGCUCGCCGACAGCUAAAGUUACUUCUGCUAGGUGAGUGAUCGACAAGUGUGCAUAGUACUGCAUAUGACAUCAUAUAACUGAGUAUGUUGUUCACGUAUGUGUAUUACUGCAGGCACUACAUGUCAAAGUCUUUUAACGACUGAUAAUGUUUCAAGAAAGUGAGCUAGGUAAAGGUCAGUCGUGUAUUGAUUGUCAGCCCCUGUGUAAUGUCAUGGAUUAGCUGCAGUCCCGAAACAUGGCGAGGACACCUGCAUCUGUGUCGAAAUGUCACCCCCCCCCUUCCUUCCUCUGUCUCCUGUUGUUUUCUCCAGUGAAAGAAAGCCCAUGUUGCUCAGUCAAAUCUUUUGGACACAAUGCACUUUGUUUUAGUAGCUCUUUCAGCUGUAGUUGUGGAACUGUUAUAGGAAAUCAGUGUUAAUAUUUGCUGUUGGUCCUUUACCUGCAUACAACAAGGUUUGUACAGGUUUUCCCCACCUGAAUGAAGUGACAUUGUGUAGAACGACUGCUUCACUGGUCUAUGUUGUUAUCUAUUGUUGAGGAAUGUUUCUAUUUUCAGGCAUAUCUCUUUUCCUUUUAACACAAGAAAUUGAAAAUAUCGGUCUUGGCAAUGCUCACAGUCCCCAGUUUAUUCAGCCAUCACAUGUAAAUGAAAGGAGUUGUUCUGCACAUUAUAAAACCUGCGAUCAUGCAGCACCAGACAAGACAUUUGUGUCUGCAGUACUGCCUGCCUGCCAAAUCAAAUAAAAAGAAAAACUUAACCUUACCUAAUGAAAAUGAAUCUUUUCACAUCACAUUUGUCAGUCCUGCAUAAAUGAUAAAGUAGCACUGAAACACAGCAGCGUGAAGACCUGGUAGGGGUUUAAUGGAAAAGUACCAACAACUCUAGCAACUUUCUAAGUUUAUAAGAGCAAUAUUUAAAAUCUGUCCCUAUUUUGGGGUCUUUGCCCCCCCAUCCCAUUUUGUCAAUCCUUGUCCUGAUUUAUUGCACUAAGAGGUUGAGAGCUAUCAUUUCGACCCUGCUACCGUUUCAGGAAGUUUGUUUUUUUACCACCAUUCACUUAAAAUAGUACUUCCUUUUGUCUCUCCUGAGCAUCCACUUGGAGUACAUGUGUUUCAGUAAGGUACUUAAAGGUUUCAGUCAUUGUUUUAAUAACUUCUAAACUAUGAAGAUGAAAGGUGUAUUCUUAGAGAGAAUUAGUUGAAAAGCCAGAGAUCAGAAUGUCAGUGACUAACAUUGUAAACUGGACAGAACAAACCUAAAUUGCAUAAGUAUCACAAAGACAGUAAACAAAAGAGAAAAUAACUGAUUCUCUGAAUAAGCCGUAUUAUGGUGUUAACAUAUAUAAUUACUAAGAUUCAGGGUGGGAAUUCAGGGAUGUACCUACCUAAAUACUAUUCUAACACCAUUAUAUGAGGAGUUCACAGUAGUAACUGUAUUUCCGUAUUUUCAUUUGCUAUCUUUUUAACAAGUUUUGUGCUGCUGAAGGUUUGAUUUUUGUUCAUUUGGAGUGAGAACACCGUUGUUUGACAUUUCAGUCUGCAGUACUGCAUAGUGAAAACAUAAUGCUCUCAUUCACAAAAUGAAACAAACUUUAUUAAGUCUUGCCUGGACAACUACUUAGCUACACUACCUUUAGAAAAUAACAUACAUUAGGGUCUUACUGUUCUGCUCUUUAUGUAAGUAAUGAUUUAUGAAGACCUAUGCCAUGCACAGGUUACUCUAAAUGGGUUGUUAGUACGUUUGCAAAUCAUUUCAGUCAGUUAACAAUUGUCACAGAGGAGUAAGACUAUGAGCUGUUAAUGGGCUACUUCCUAUUGCACAGGGUUUGAUUACCCCAGCCUUCAUUUGCCUACUGUGUAACCUUGAGGAAGUCACUUAACCAGACAGUGCUUUGGGACAACUGGAAAUUUGGCCUUGGCCCAUUAAUGGUCUCCUGGACUGCUUGCCUAGCAGCUAUCAAUGAAUAAAAUCACCUUACUGCAGCAUGCCAGAUACAGUGCUACCAUUAUUGUGAAUUACAUCACAUGACAAAGACAGUGUGUCAGCAGCCCACUCCUAAAAGCUGUGUCUAGCAGUGGUACUAGGAAAACAUUUUCAGGCUCUCCCAUUAUCAUGUCUGAAACAUGAAACUUAUUUUUCUAUUGCUUGUAUUUCUACAGACUGAGGUUCUAAGUAACAGCAAACAGGGCUGCUCCUGGCAUUAGUAAGCAUUCAGGAUCUGUCGCGCUCUCUUUUACUCCUGACAACUGUAACAUGUAAACAAUACCAGAUGAAUCAAAAUUUUGUGAUCUGUCUAGACUCUGUAAUAAUGCCAUUAACCUGUUCAUUUUGUCCAGUGUAGUGGAGCCAAUCAGUUCCCCAAUGCUGUCUGCUACAUAGAAUAUUGUCUUCUAGGUGAAUUUGUGUCUUAUUUUCUGCUUGUUCUUAAAUUGGACCUAUCACCUUUUCCAGUUUUAUUAUUUCUCUUUUUUAUGUGUGCGUGUUUUGUGUACGUUUACAAUGUAUACUGGACAAGUACAACACUGGUUCUGUUAUGUAAUGUCUUAUGUUAUAUUUAUUUUGACAUGUCUCGAUUUUGUCAGUUACAGCAAUAACAUACCCUGCUUAAUUUGCCAAACUGUGGAUCAAUCCUGUGAAUGUCUUAUCCUUGUAGUGGACUGUUGCCCUUUAUGUGGGCCAGUAUCAGAACUCCACAUGAUACCCCAGACACAGCAUGAGUGCUGGUCCAUUUUGGGAAGGCUGCCUGUUUCUGAUGAAGGUUCCACUGCUGUGUAUCCAAACAAGUUUUGGUACUGCAUUGCUUAUAAACAAACAAAUGAUGAUGUUGUGGGUGAGGUCAUUUAGAAUUAACUAUACAAAUUGAUGGACUUGUAAUUUUAACUGGAACAUUCCAAAUGCACAGCUAGCCACAGCUGUCCGCUGCAGGUGCAACAUUACCAAGGGCAUGUUUUUCUGCUCGUGGCUGUUGGGAACCAUCCUCACAGGCAAGCCAUGGCUGCUGAGUAAACCCAACAUUACCCAGGGGUGAAGUGAGAGUAUAAAAUAAUCAUGCACAAAAUGUUACGACUUUUAACUAUGCAUUUAGUAAAUGGAGAUGCAUACAGAAUGGGAUAUAACAGUGUAUUAUUAAACCACAAUAAUUUUUACAACAUUUUUGAACAAAUGCAUGCAGACAGAUGUAUGGAAAUGACAUUGGAAAGUUUACUGCAGCACAGUGCUUAGAAACUAGGACUUUACCCUUUGGUUUUUGUGACAGUAUAGCAUUACAGGUGAAGGUUAUCAUGCCUUUGCAGGCUAUUCUACACAGUUUAAACUAGGGAAUUAUUGAACAUAUUUCCAUUAGAAGCAGGAACUUUAACCUUUGCAUUUUAUCUUCAUUUGAAGCACUGUUGUAUUAUUCUUUAAUGUCAGUCAUCAUGGUUACAGUGAUUUCACUACCUUGGCAUUUCCAGCAUCGGUUUUGUGUUUUAUUAUAGCACUGUAGAAGGAAAAAAUAAUCACUUUAAACUUACAGAUGGUUAUAGUGUAAUGUGGAAAAUUGCUGUGAAAACAGAUUAAAUUGUACCUUUUUUCAUUACCAAGAAAAUAACUUUCUUCUGGGAUACAUAAUUAUUCAGGUUCCACCUCAGUAAACAGUUUAAUUUGGUUUACACAUAAGUUAUUAAAAAUAUCAUUAACAACUGCAGGUUGUUUCUUCUAAGGCAGAUUCAGAGUCACAUUUUGGUAAAAUGAAUUGAACAAAUGUAGUUUUCUCAAUGGAACACCAUUUUAUAAAAUAUGUAGCGUUUUUUCAGCUGGCACAGUUACAACGUGUGUGUGUGUGUGUGUGUGUGUGUGUGUGUGUGUGUGUGUGUGUGUGUGUGUGUGUGUGUGUGUGUUGGGGGUUGGGGGUUGGGGUUAACCUCUGCACUACCCUGACUUGUACCUUUUGUAAUCAAAUCCAAGACUGCUACAUUUAAAGAGAAAGGACAGUUGCCCUGAUAUAGCAGUUUUGUAAUGAGGAUACUGCCAGACAUUACACACAAAUGAAAAUUAUGUUUUCUUACAGGAUACACAAAAAUACAUUUUCCCACCCUUGAGGUAUACUGUUCACUGAAUGUGUUUUUUAUAAAAUCUCCUUUGUUGAAGUGAAACUCGGUGAAUCUUAACUUUAGAUAAAUAUACAACUGCUACUUGUAAAAUAUAAAUCCAACAAAAGAUAAGUUAAAUAUAGAGUGUGUGCAUUGUUUGUAAAGGUGUACACUUUGCUGCGUCAUAAAGUAAAUUUUUUCAACAAACACGUACCCCAGACUGUCAUCCUGGUAGGUAUUCAGAAGACAAUUCUGAAGCUGCAGUUCAGUUUUCAAAAGAACUAAUGACUGCUGUGUGUCUAAUGAGGACAACAAAUGCACUGUGCUCAGUGCCUGCAUAAUCAGAACUUCACUUUAAGAACUCAGUUGAGUUCCACCCCUGCCUAUGAUGUCAAAUGUGAUUUUUCUGACAUCACAAGGUUUAUUAACAAAAUUAUUACACUCGUACAUUAGAAUCCCCCCUGAAAAAGGACAUGAUGGCAUGAGAUUUUAUACUAACAUUCCCAGGUGCUAACAAGUGGAUGUAACUUUUCUUGCUUCAGUCUUAGAGUCACAUUCUACCCCAUCCCCUCCGCAACACUUACACAUGUAUUUUAGAUUUUGUUAAAAUUAUGCAGCAUUCUUAUUUAUAAAAAAAAAUAGAUAAUUAGCUUUGAAGUAUAAUAAUAUGGCAUUUUUGUAAGAAAAAAAUCUGAAGUAAAUUUUAUCAGUAUACACAGAUAAAAAUGUAACCAUCCAGGUUCAGUAUUUGGACAGUUACCCAGUGAAAAGUUUUUUUCAGGUAUAAGUAGUCUGUAGUACGAGUAAUUUGGACAUAUGAGAUGAUAACCUGUUUUCGCAAAAUUGGAGAGUUCUGAGCUGUCUGUCAACCACUGUGACUAAAUGUUGCUAGCCUGGAACCUGGACAAGAGAAAAUUCACAAUCUCUUGUUUAGGUUGCAAAAUGUUUUUGGUGGUACAGACAUGGCACUGAUUACACAGAGAUGGAGACCAUAUGGAUAUAUGACAGACAAUGUCAGCUGUAAAAAUGUUUGCAUUCAUGUCGGUUGGCUAGUCUUCUAAUAAUGUCAUCAGGUGUCAUCUAGUAUGUUUCCAUGUAUAUACUGUAUGUAAAAUGUGCACAUCUGUGUUCUUCAUACUUUUUAUAUAAAUCAUUCUGUUUUUAAGUCUGUUAAUGGGAAGAACAGCCAAGGUUACGACUGCCUUGACAUGUGUGGUUGGUGUCAGCACUCCUUCUGUUGACAGUCAUCAGGCCCCAACAGUGAGGUACACAGUAGGAAUCAUGGGGAAUGGGCGUAACGCAGAUUCCUACAACAGUUUUUGUGAUACUUCAUUUAAUUAGUGAAUAUUUUCAUUCUCCAACAGCAGUCAAGGUGUAGCAGCAAAUAAACAGAGAGGCAGAGUGUGUGUGUGUGUGUGACCUGCUGCAUCUUUUUCUUUUGUUUAGAUUACAUGCCUGGUAGCCAAUACCCAACAGUUGUCACUGUAUUAUUAAAUAAAUCACUAUUCACUGAUUAAGUAAGAUCACUGGACACUUAUUCCCUUUUCUAAGGCAUCUGGGUGUAAUGCAUGUGUAAGUGACUUGCUCAGAGUCACACAGUAGGCAAAUAGAGCCCACAAGGCUCAAACGCAGGACUGCUGUAUAGUUUAGGUCUGUCAGUUCAUUGUCUUAAACUUCUAUAACGUUGCUUCUCCUUAGCUACAACAGUUCAGUUGUUUCCACGAUCAUCAUCUGUGGUGUCACAGUGACAACCUGGUCAUGGAGUUAAGUGCAUUACUGUUACUUAGUUUCAAGUGAUUUUGCUUUAAAAUUGGGCUGGCUUUCCUAAUCCCGUAGUUACAUAUCUGUUUCUGUGCACAUCGUGGCAACAUUGCCUUCCAAAGUAACACGAUACAAGGAAGGCUGUAGUUUGUGGUUUGGACAUUAUAUUUUUAUCUUGGUCUGGUUUGUGUGGAAUGCAUGUUUUUAUAGCAGUAUGUCUUGACUUGACGGAAGAUUCAGAGUGGCACAAUAAAGAACAGUAAGUUUGUCGCACACUAAAAGUUGUUCACACGGCUUAGACAAAACAGAAGUGUGUCAGCAUUUUGCUAAUAAAGGGCUAUAUGAUAAGUAAAAUGAAGAAUACAAUUCAGAACAAGGGCCCAACCAAAAACAAAGUACUUGCCGGCAGAGUGACAUCCUUAUUCUGAUAACAAAAAGAUGAACAAACGUCAAUCUGAGAAGAAAAAGACUACGUCUGAGACGUAAAUACAGUAUUUUUGUACAUAUUGUGCUUUAGGUGGUUGUGUUAAACUGCAUAAUCUUGUGGCUUUGUAAACUAGAAGGUUUAUUAAUUAUGGUUUGUAAGCAAUCUCAGAAAUUUGUUUUAAUAAUGUAGCAUACAUUCUAAAAGAGAUGUGUUAAUGUUACUGUAACGCAGUGAAAAUUCUAUCGGGCUUUGUUAUGAACCCUACUAAUGUGCAUCUAGUGUUUAUGUAAUUACAAUGUAACAUAGUUCUUAAAGUACUUAAUUAUAGUUUAACAUCUGGAAUCUCUAAAGCACUUUUUCUAUGAAAGUAUGGUCUUGAGUUUUGACUUUUGGGAAUCAGCAAUGUUCUUUGUAGUAACUAGUGGCCUAGAAGGCCCCACUCCAGUGACCUGGAAGUGGAUUCAAUACUUCUGGUUGGUGGCACUGCAGUUUGUUUGCCAGAGGCUGCUAAAGAAAAACAAGAGAGAUGACUGUGUGCCAUUUUUUGCAUUUAGCGUCUACAUUAUGAUUUAUUCAGGUCUAUAGCAGAUUAUCAAACUCUUAAAAGUUCGAACGCCAUAUGGUCAACACCAUAUGUUAAAACUCUUAAAAGUU
Molecule: messenger RNA, 10855 nt
Organism: Protopterus annectens (West African lungfish)
Lineage: Eukaryota; Metazoa; Chordata; Ceratodontiformes; Protopteridae
Product: tumor necrosis factor ligand superfamily member 10-like
Exons: 5
Coding region: 112-1107 (331 amino acids)
Biological process (GO): immune response
Cellular component (GO): membrane
Molecular function (GO): tumor necrosis factor receptor binding
Source: RefSeq, a predicted model, not a curated record